Messenger RNA from Pseudogymnoascus destructans, 405 nucleotides. RefSeq lists its product as uncharacterized. The transcript has 2 exons. The record is from RefSeq and is a predicted model, not a curated record. Lineage: Eukaryota; Fungi; Ascomycota; Leotiomycetes; Thelebolales; Thelebolaceae. Bases 1 to 405 code for a protein of 134 amino acids. Gene Ontology annotation, molecular function: carbon-sulfur lyase activity.
AUGGCCGACAGCCACGAUAUCAAAGUCCCCUCCCCCGAAAACGUCGUUCUCCGUGGCUUAAGCAUCGGCAACACAUCCGACGAGUCCGGGCUGAGCACCUAUGAGGCGAAUCCGUGGGCGCGGCGGGGAUUUUGCGGGAACUGCGGGAGCCCGGUUAGGUUACAUUCUGCGACUAGACCAAAGGAUAUUAGUACUGUGACGGGGAGUAUUGAUGAGCGUAGUGUGAAGGGGGAGCUGAUGAAGCCGACUGAGCAUAUUUUCUUCGAGGGGAAAGCGGGGUGGUUUGAUUUGCCGGAGGAUGGGUUGGGGAGGUUUGAGAGGUUUAGUGAGGGGGAGUCUGAUGAGAAGAUUAAGGCGUGGAUGGAGGAGCAUGGGGAGAAGGGGGGUAAGGAAAAGGGGUCGUAG